Molecule: messenger RNA, 1069 nt
Organism: Caenorhabditis elegans
Lineage: Eukaryota; Metazoa; Nematoda; Chromadorea; Rhabditida; Rhabditidae
Gene: dap-1
Product: mammalian cell Death Associated Protein related
Exons: 2
Coding region: 549-866 (105 amino acids)
Source: RefSeq, marked reviewed
AUAGAAAAGUCACACUCCUACGUCUAAAGACUAUUUCUUAUCUUCCUGCCAUUCAAAAUGAAAUUGACCAAUAUCAUUCAAAAACCCCAAUUGUCCUGUCGAUCAUCUGCCAGAAGUAACCACCGACCAUACAAACAUUUCGCAAUAUGUUGUUCAUUUUCCAAGCUCCUCCCUCUCAGUCCCUCCCCUUACGACCUUCUAUUUAAGUGAGCCAAAGAUCGUCGUCCCUCACAUCAAUUCUGCAUGUCUCUCUCUCUCACUUGUUGUUUUCGUUGAAUGUGUUUUUCGAGCCCUGUUGUGGUGGCGCUGGCGCCCCAUCAUGUGACUCCGCCCUCUACGCUUCUGCGCACACACUCUCUCUCUUGCAUACCUCUCCUUCUCUGUUCGCUGACCCUCAAACAGCUAUUCUCUGGUUACCACUGCCAAACUGCCGAGUCUUGUUCCUAUCGUCUUGUCUUGUUUUUCUAAUUUCUUCCCUAUCUAUUUUUUGAACGUUUAGUUUAUUGUAAAGAGUUUUCAGACACUGAAAACUACCAAAAAAUCAAAACAUGAUGGACAACAACAUCACCGAAACUGAAAUGAAGGUCGGACAUCCACCAGCAAACAAAGUCGGAGGACGUCGUGUUGUUAACCGCAAAGAUCGCAAAAACUCGGACUCUAAUGACAACGCUAACUCAGAAGGAUCUGACGAAGUGGUACGCGAGAUCAUAGACUAUGAUUUGCCAGCUAAGAUGGAAAGAUCAUAUCCAACUGAAGCUGUGAAGAAAGUACACGAGAAACCAAUGCCAGCAAUUCAACCAGUUCAUAUCAAUCGUGAUGCUAAUAGCGGUGUUCACCGAUUCCAGCCACGCAAGCAAACCCAUUAAACUGUGUAUCUCGACUAUCAUGGACAAAUCUCAUGGACAAAAAAAUCAUAUUGUAUCUACCGUUGACUUAUUCUUGUAUAUUUUAUUUUUUGGGAAUAACAUUGAAUUAUCUCUCGGAUACUGUAAAUUUGUAGAACUUUGGUUGUAUUUAACAUUCCCUCGUUUUCCAAUGCUUUUUUUAAAAAUAAAUGUAUAUAGACAUU